Molecule: messenger RNA, 373 nt
Organism: Pelobates cultripes (western spadefoot toad)
Lineage: Eukaryota; Metazoa; Chordata; Amphibia; Anura; Pelobatidae
Source: the annotation of a GenBank genome assembly
AUGCACUAUGAUGCUCCGCCCUCAGAAGACAUUGGUUCUGAGAAUGAAGCUAUGAGCGAUUGUCCAGAACUUAUGACUACUACUCCUAUCAUCCAAUCCACAGAAAAACGGAACACGACAAAACAUCACUUUGGUACCCCUGGACUUGUGAAAGCCAGUGAUGGCACUAUCAUGCCAAUUAAAGAACUUUGCCUUUAUGAAAGUUAUCUGGAUGCUAUGAGGUAUGUGGAGGCUAACCCUCCUGAAGACACCGCCAAUCAGGUUUUUACGUGCUCUUCCUCACAACCAAUACCUACCGGGGAAAAAACUAUGGUAUCAAGAGUUAUCAAAUAUGGCUUAAUAAAGAAAAAUAAUGAUCCCAUCCUUACACUAG